CAUCUCAGUUCCCUAUCUCCUGAGCCAGUAUGUCAUUCUCAUUACUUUUUAAAGCAAACCACCCUAUGUAGCUAUGCUUAUUUCAUGCAGGAAGUAGCAUGGUGAAGUGAAAAUAGGGAGGUUCAACAGAACUGGGCUUAAAUCCUAGCUCUUAAUAGCUAAGUGAUCUUAGGAAAUUUAUUUAAUUUCUAGGAGUGUCAAAUUUCCUUGUAAUAAAGGGUUGUUAUAAAGUUUGACAUGAUUUCUAUAGUUCCUGACAGAUAGUGGGAAUUUCUAAGAAUGAUAGCUGCUGCUACUACUUGUCAGCUUCUUUAGUCAUAACCAUCCUUUAAGUCACAGUUGUCCAACAGAACUUUCUGUGAUGAUUGAAAAUGUUUUAUAUUUAUAUUGUCCAAUAUAGUAGCCAUUAGCCACAUGUUGCUAUUGAGCAAUUAAAAUGUGACUGGUAUGACUGAGGGUUUUAAUUUUUAACUUAAUUUAAAUUGCUGUAUGUGGUGUUACCUAUUGGACAGUGCAGUUUUUUUUUGAGAUGUAAUUGUCAUAAAACAUGCUAGUUUCAGGUAUACAUGAUUUAAUAUUUACAUAUGUUGUAAAAUGAUUACAGUAAGUCUUUGAGAUUUUCACACCUAGGUAUAAUUUUUUUUCUUGUGGGGAGAAGUUUUAAAGUCUAAUCUCAGCAUCUUUCAGAUAUACAAUAUAGUAUUUUGAGUGCAGUUUUAAGGCUCAUUCAAAAUCUACUUCUUCAUGAAACCUUCCUUGAACAAUGAUUCUUCUUAACAUUACUCUAUCACCUCUUUGGUACUUACCAUGAACAUUAAUUCUCAUGAGUCUUGUCUUUCCAGCUAGAUUGUAUCUGAGGUCAUGAAUUUUUAAAUCUCCACAUUGCUGCAUGAAAAGGAACAUGAUAAAAAUAUAAUUGGAGUAUGUUUUAAGUAGUAACUUUGAAAUGAUCAUUAAGUGUAAUACAAAAACCUUGCUAGUUGGUAAUUAGGUGAAGAAUAAGGAAUAGUGUGAAGGUUGCCUGUAGUGAGGAACUUAGUGUCCUGAAAGUUCAGAUUGCACUUGAACUCUGGAGGAGAAAUUUAAAGCCUCUUUCUUGCAUUGCCAUCUUGUGGCCAACGUGGGCCCCAAAUGACGCUAAUCCAAUUUUUUGCUGUGUCAGGGUAAAGUGUUAUUUAGUUUACUAUGGUAAAAAGUUUGCCAGGAGUAGAAGUUAAAUACAGUCAGCAGUGGCUCAGAUGAAACUGAAACACGCUUUGAGAAAAACGCUAUUUUGGUUUACCUUCUCAUUUAUUUGAAUCUUAUGCAACUUUGGCUCCUUCCUUUUCUGCCUCUUCCUCCUUCUCGUCCUCUCCCUCCUCUCUCCUCCUCCUUGUCUUCUUAAUGAUUUUUGUGAAUUUAAUGACUGGUUACAAUUGUUUCUGUAGUCACACACUCUGUGGACUUGGAGAGGCUGGCAUUAACCCAUGCCAUGUAUACCCCAUCUCCCUGAAUUUGUUUACAUGGCUGCCAAGCCCUGUUUGCAGCCAGCCCAUGGCUCCUACCUUUGGCAUACCUGUUCUCUUACUGUGAGACUGUUGACUUACAACUUUCAGAGGUGGGUUAGACUAACUCUAAAGUUAAACCCAAAUUUCUAAAUUUAUACAGAAAGCUGAGUAUCUUGCCAAUGGGUUUCAGCCCUGGGCAAGUUCACCAUGGAUUCAGUGAGACCGAGGAAUGACAAUGAAACAUUCUUCGGGUGAAAGGGUUUAUAUCCAACUUUAUUCCCCACGGUGGUAGGUCGAUCACAAGAAUCCCUAGUCUGCAUGCAGCAAGCCGGUCUCUGCCUCUGGGCCUCUCUGCCCCUGCAGCCGUCUCAGUCUCUGUCCUUAGUGCUGCCACCACUCCAGUCUCUGCUCUUCUGCAGCCCUAUAGCCCUGUGGCCAUGCCACUCUGUCGUCCAGAGCACUGGGUGUAGCUUGUCACACAGAGUCAGUAGCAACAUAUUACCCACAUGUGUCUAGUGAGCAAGCCGACCAGGGCCACAUGAGAAUCCUGGCUACAGGAACCUUCACUUUAUCCAGAAGUCCUGCCCUAAUCUUUAUCCAGCAGUCCUGCCCUAAUCUGAUACAGAGUUUGGGCAUUUGAUGACAUUCCCCAAACAGAUGGGUCAAUUUAUAUUACUGAAUGGAGAUUCAAAUAAAGAAUGAACAAUUUUCCUUCAGAGAUAAUGCUAGGUAGUUGACAGAUACUAUACUUCAACUUGAUUCCUAGGGAGAAGCUGAUUCAUCUGGAACCAGAGAAAUGAAAUUUCAGGAGACUGAAACUAGACAUGCAUCUCACUUUCCCAGCCUGGAACUCUGGGCUGCUGUAAGUCCUGGAUGUACGGUAGAUGAUGACAGCAUUUUUAUUUUAAGGAUUCUCUUCAACGUCUGUAGACCUUACCAUCUAUUAUGUCUUUGUGUGAAGACAUGCUGCUUUGUAAUUAUCGAAAGUGUCGCAUCAAACUCUCGGGUUAUGCGUGGGUCACUGCCUGCUCUCACAUCUUCUGUGAUCAGCAUGGCAGCGGUGAGUUUAGUCGCUCACCAGCUGUCUGCCCUGCCUGCAACAGUACCCUUUCUGGAAAGCUAGAUAUUGUCCGCACAGAGCUCAGUCCAUCAGAGGAAUAUAAAGCCAUGGUGUUGGCAGGACUUCGACCAGAGAUUGUAUUGGACAUCAGCUCCCGAGCACUUGCCUUCUGGACAUACCAGGUACAUCAAGAGCGUCUUUAUCAAGAAUACAAUUUCACCAAGGCUGAGGGCCAUCUGAAACAGAUGGAGAAGAUAUAUACUCAGCAAAUACAGAGCAAAGAUGUAGAAUUGACCGCUAUGAAAGGGGAGGUCACCUCCAUGAAGAAAGUGCUAGAAGAGUACAAGAAAAAGUUCAGUGACAUCUCUGAGAAACUUAUGGAGCGAAAUCGUCAGUAUCAAAAGCUCCAAGGUCUUUAUGAUAGCCUUAGGCUACGAAACAUCACUAUUGCUAACCAAGAAGGUACCCUUGAGCCAUCCAUGACUGCACAAUCUGGUGUUUUUGGCGUCUCUUUAGGGAACAACUCCAAGUUUCCUUUGGACAGUACUCCAGUUCAAAAUCGGGGUGGUGGAGAUGGAGAUUUUCAGUUCAGACCAUUUUUUAUGGGUUCUCCCACAGCACCUGAACCCAGUAACAGCUUUUUCUGUUUUGCCUCUCCAAGUCGUGAAUUAGAGCAACAGCAAGUCUCUAGCAGGGCCUUCAAAGUAAAAAGAAUUUAGCUUACUUCUAUAGAGUGUUUCUCUGUUCACUUUCAGUGAUAUGAUUUGAGUCACCAACCUCCUUGUGCUAUUGUCUUUUAAGUUGUCUUCACAUUUUCAACUUACAAAAACCUCAGGAGCUGUGUGGCUUUAGAGUCUGAUUUCUUUUUUUGUUUCCAUUAUUUAAGGCACAAGCAUUUUAUUAAACUCAAUUUCAUUGUGAACUGUUGAGUUUUCACCAGUAGUGAAAGGAUUACAUUAUUACUGCAUGUUUUCUGGAUCACCAUUUGCUUCUGCCUGUCCUUUUUGGAUUGAGCUGUGUGUUUAUGCAUAAGCGUAUAAGUACCUUUGUUGUACGUUUACAUGUCACUAGGUUUUGGUAUUUAUGCCUAUAUGUAUAUAUGUGUUCCCUUACAUUGAUAUUUUGCUGUAUCUGUAUAUUUAUAUGAAGAUUUUGGUCUCAGGAAAUGGCAGAUGAGUCUGUACCUUGUUAUGUAGGUGUAUACAUUUAUUUGUGUAUAUUUAUGUAUUUGCCCUUUUAUUAACUUGUUUGGAGUUGUGCUCAUGUUAGUGAAUGAGUUCAAUUUGAUGCAAGUAACAGUCAUUAUUUAACAGUAAUUCACAUUGAUAAAGUAAUUUUGUAAAGUUGAUUAUUUGGCAUUAUUUUAAAAUUAACUCAUUUAUUUGCAGUUGUCUUCAGUGUAUUAAUUUAGAAAUGUGCUUCUGCAGAAAACUUAAAAUAUGUUACUGAUCCUAAGAGACUAUGUUAAUUAAAAAACU
Molecule: messenger RNA, 4025 nt
Organism: Manis javanica (Malayan pangolin)
Lineage: Eukaryota; Metazoa; Chordata; Mammalia; Pholidota; Manidae
Gene: CCNB1IP1
Product: cyclin B1 interacting protein 1
Biological process (GO): reciprocal meiotic recombination
Cellular component (GO): synaptonemal complex
Molecular function (GO): ubiquitin protein ligase activity
Source: RefSeq, a predicted model, not a curated record